AUGAGUUUCGAAGCGAGACGACCGUCAACACCGCCUCAUGGAAUAAUAAUGCUAAUUGCUUGUGGCAAGGGAAGCCCUUUGGCAAGCAGCGGUUGGUGCGCGGGCAGUAUGCCGCGCGCCGGCGCAUUUUUGCUCGCUCUUGCGGCAGUUCUGCUAGCCGCUGAGUGGGCACAUGCCUCUUACAUUGAUCCCGGAGAAGACGAUGUCGAAGUAAACUUGCAAGAUUAUGGAGACGACCCAGCUGAUCUCCAGUUACUCCAGGAUGUUGGGAAGCGCGCCUGUGUGCGGCGAGGAGGCAACUGCGACCACCGCCCCGGAGACUGCUGCCAUUCCUCAUCCUGCAGGUGCAACCUCUGGGGCUCCAAUUGCCGCUGUCAACGUAUGGGCCUCUUCCAAAAAUGGGGGUAG
This is a messenger RNA of Arctia plantaginis, 408 nucleotides long. Lineage: Eukaryota; Metazoa; Arthropoda; Insecta; Lepidoptera; Erebidae. The record is from the annotation of a GenBank genome assembly.